Molecule: messenger RNA, 414 nt
Organism: Bursaphelenchus okinawaensis
Lineage: Eukaryota; Metazoa; Nematoda; Chromadorea; Rhabditida; Aphelenchoididae
Source: the annotation of a GenBank genome assembly
AUGGACAAAUCACGGCUACGAGCGGUCUUGUGGAGCGAGUUCAAAGCAGGACGCACCGCCAGUGCUACGGCCCAAUUUAUCAAUGAAACCCAUGGAAAAGGUACAUUGAGUUAUGCAACAGCAAAGAGAUGGUUUCAAAGAUUCCGUUCUGGAGAUGAGACACUACAGGAGAAAAGGAGGCCAGGAAGACCUAAAACAGUAUUCGAGGAUUUGCUGAAGCAGCGGACUGAAGAAGCUCCACGUAUUACUAUCAGGGAGUUAGCCAAAGACCUCAACUGUUCUGCUGGAUCAGUUGCCAAACAUUUGAAAUCGAUGGGGUACGUCAAGAAGGGUGAACAAUGGGUAGCCCAAAACUUAACGGAUCAGAAAAAAAAGAAAAAGUCGGUGUCAAAAAGUGAAGCAAAAAAAGCGUAA